Molecule: messenger RNA, 1569 nt
Organism: Cynara cardunculus var. scolymus (artichoke)
Lineage: Eukaryota; Viridiplantae; Streptophyta; Magnoliopsida; Asterales; Asteraceae
Product: malate dehydrogenase, chloroplastic
Exons: 2
Coding region: 89-1321 (410 amino acids)
Biological process (GO): malate metabolic process; tricarboxylic acid cycle
Cellular component (GO): cytoplasm; mitochondrion
Molecular function (GO): L-malate dehydrogenase (NAD+) activity
Source: RefSeq, a predicted model, not a curated record
UAAACUAAAAUCAUCGCCUCCAUUCGGCACGACUUCUUCGAGGCUAUCGUUUCUUCCCAACUUCGAUCUCGAUCUCUCCGGGUCUAAGAUGGCAGCAACAUCAGCAAGUGCCCUUUCCAUUGGAUCAACAAUAUCCAAUGGCUCCAAAGCUACCCCACUUAUGCAAUCGAAUACAUUUGGUGUUACGUUCAACUCCCAAAACCAUAUCAAGAGUUUUACUGGCCUCAAGGCUGCCGCUUCUGUAAGCUGCGAAUCAUCUUUCCUUGGCAAAGAAAGCACUACAGCACUUCAUUACUCUUUUGCCCGGAAAUCUCAAAACCAGCAUCAGACAUCACGAAACGUCCUUCAGGUUAAGGCCUCUUUCAAAGUGGCUAUUCUUGGAGCCGCUGGUGGUAUCGGCCAGCCACUCGCUCUUUUGGUGAAGAUGUCACCAUUAGUUUCUGACCUCCACCUUUACGAUAUAGCAAAUGUGAAGGGAGUGGCAGCUGAUCUCAGUCACUGCAACACUCCCUCCCGAGUUCAGGAUUUCACCGGGAACGACGAACUUGCCAAUUGUUUGAAAGAUGUGGACGUGGUCGUGAUUCCCGCCGGUGUUCCAAGAAAACCCGGUAUGACCCGUGAUGACCUUUUUAACAUUAACGCCGGAAUUGUGAAGACAUUGAUCGAGGCUGUGGCUGAUAACUGUCCUGAUGCCUUCAUCCAUAUUAUCAGCAACCCAGUUAACUCAACCGUCCCGAUUGCUGCCGAGGUGUUGAAGCAGAAAGGCGUCUAUAAUCCAAAGAAGCUCUUUGGUGUCACCACCCUUGACGUGGUGCGAGCCAACACGUUUGUGGCUCAGAAGAAGAACGUGAAACUCAUCGACGUAGACGUCCCUGUUGUCGGAGGACACGCAGGAAUCACGAUCCUACCGUUGCUGUCAAAAACGAAACCGUCCGUCGCAUUCACGGACGAGGAAGUGCAUGAUCUAACGGUCAGGAUUCAAAACGGUGGAACAGAGGUGGUCGAGGCAAAGGCGGGUGCAGGGUCUGCCACACUGUCUAUGGCGUACGCAGCUGCGAGAUUCUUGGAAUCAUCUCUCCGCGCACUCGAUGGAGAUAGUGAUGUUUACGAGUGCGCAUUUGUCGAGUCGCAAGUGACGGAACUUCCAUUUUUCGCAUCGAGAAUCAAGCUCGGAAAGAAAGGAGUGGAGGCGGUGAUCGCUUCGGAUCUCGAAGGGUUAACAGAGUAUGAGAAGAAAGGUUUGGAAGCAUUAAAGGGAGAGCUGAAGGGAAGCAUAGAGAAGGGUGUAGCAUUUGCACAAAAGCAAACAGUGAGUGCUUGAAGGAAGGGAGAGGUUUGAGAAGGUAAUAAUAACAAUUCAUCUCCAAUUAAUUCUCAAACUCAAGAAAGUUGGUUGUUGUAGAAUUUGGGUUAACAAAAACAUGGAAUAACGUUGUUCAUGUUCUUUAAAAAACACAAAAGAAACAUGACUUUUUGUUCUUGGAUGCCAUUGUGCAAUUUUUGUGUGGUGCUGUGAAACAGAUUACAGAGGUUGAUUGAUCGUUUUGCAAAUAGUCAAACAAUACUUGG